Molecule: messenger RNA, 662 nt
Organism: Raphanus sativus (radish)
Lineage: Eukaryota; Viridiplantae; Streptophyta; Magnoliopsida; Brassicales; Brassicaceae
Product: auxin-induced protein 15A-like
Exons: 1
Coding region: 102-419 (105 amino acids)
Biological process (GO): response to auxin
Source: RefSeq, a predicted model, not a curated record
ACUAAACCUGAUCCAUAUAGAAGCCCAAAACAUUCAAAUAUUCAUCACUUCAGAUUUUUCUUGUCAAUAUCCCUUUUGGUUACUUGCAUUAAUUCUCGAAGAUGGGAAUUCAAUUGAUUGGACUAUCUAACGCCAAGCAAAAGCUUCAAAGAAGCUUAUCAACAAAAAUCGCAAGCUUUUUGGCCAUGUCAGGUACUAAUAAUGUCCCAAAGGGUCAUGUGGCCGUCUACGUGGGUGAGACUUAUCAAAGAAAAACGAGAUUUGUGAUACCUAUAUCGUAUUUAAACCAUCCAUUGUUCCAAGAUUUGUUGAAUCUUGCGGAAGAAGAGUUUGGGUUCGAUCAUCCCAUGGGAUGUCUAACCAUCCCUUGUACUGAAGACUACUUCACUGCUCUAGCUUCUAUUCUAAAUGGUUCGUGAUAAGAGGGAUCAUUGGUCACCAUAAUAUUCAUUAAGUUCCUCUUUACGUAUAUUUGUGUAUUUUCUUUAAAUGUAUUUAAGGAAGUGGAAAGAAAAUAACUCGAGAUUGCGAUACUUAUUGUGAGUCUGUUUCAAUUUUGGAUCUAAAAAGAUCUUGUGAGUUCUUCUAAGUUCUAACUAUUUUUUUUUUUUGUCAUCAACAACACAGACUCAUAUAGACUCUGCACACUCUAAGUUCUAACU